Thermothelomyces thermophilus ATCC 42464 is the source of this 1852-nucleotide messenger RNA. RefSeq lists its product as uncharacterized. The coding region runs from base 131 to 1741 and encodes 536 amino acids. The record is from RefSeq and is a predicted model, not a curated record. The transcript has 3 exons. Gene Ontology annotation, molecular function: chromatin DNA binding. Gene Ontology annotation, cellular component: nucleus. NCBI's taxonomy places the organism in Eukaryota, Fungi, Ascomycota, Sordariomycetes, Sordariales, Chaetomiaceae.
CGCGUCGCAACACCGAGCAUACCCACUUGCUAUCGCUGCUAUAACGGAUCAUCAAUUUACGGCCACUGACACAAGCACCCGACCGUCCAAAGUAAGCGCCGUCACACCGCAACGAGACACAGCCUGGACGAUGCCUGCUCGACGAACCAGCCGCGCAGCGGCAAAGCGGGCCCAACAAGCGCUCGAGAGCACGCCCAAGACGUUUGACGGCCUCGACGAUGAGGAUGAGCCCAUGCCCGAUGCUGCCGGACAGGACGAUGCGGAGCCAGAGCAGGAAGGAGAAGAGGAGGAGGAGGCUGAGAAGGCCGAUAAGGACGACAAAGACGACGGUUCGGUCGCCGAGGAAGAAGCCCGAGAGGAGGAUGAGGAGUCCGCAAAGUCUCCGACACCUCCUCCGGAACCUGUCGUUCGUCGCCGACGGUUAGGGAGACCUCCCAAGAAUCGCCCGCCGGACUGGGACACGCUGCCCAUCGAGCCUCCGAACCCCGACGCCACACCACGACGCCGCGGCCGUGGCGGUUGGCGCGGACGUGGUGGACGUAAAGGUCAGCACUACCAGCCGACGCAGCAGUCCAUCGACAAGGAUGGCACCGUUAUGGACAUUGUUAACGACGAGGUCGACCUGCCGGAGGAUCCCGAGGGCGAGACGAAGGUCGACAAGCUUGGAAAUCUCAAAGGCGGGCGCGAGUACCGGUGCCGAACUUUCACGCUGCCCAACCGCGGCGACCGUCUGUAUAUGCUAUCCACCGAGCCCGCCCGGUGCGUUGGCUUCCGCGACUCGUACCUCUUCUUCACCAAGCACAAGAAGCUCUACAAGAUCAUCGUCAACGACGAGGAGAAGCGAGACAUGAUCGAGCGCGAAAUCAUCCCGCACAGCUACAAGGGUCGCUCGAUCGGUAUCGUGACAGCCCGGUCCGUCUUCCGCGAAUUCGGUGCCCUCAUCAUUGUCGGUGGGCGAAGGAUCAUCGACGACUACGAGGUUGCCAAGGCACGCGCGGAGGGCGUGGUCGAGGGCGAGCUGGCCGACCCGUCGGACGUUUACGACCCGGACAAGCCGUACAACAAGAAUCAGUACGUUGCCUGGCACGGCGCCAGUUCGGUGUACCAUGCUGGCGGUCCGUCCGUUCCCCAGCAAAACGCCAAGGCCGACAGCAAGAAGCGGCGCGUCGCUGUCAACGAUGUCAACUGGCAACUGGAGCAUGCCCGCGAGGCCAGCCAGUUCAACAGCAUGCUGUCCGCGGUCCGCCGCGCCAACCUCAAUGGUGUCUACGACAUUCACACCAACCAAAUGCACUAUCCAGCUAUCAUGCAGCCGACGCACGCGCGUAUCGAGCAGGUCGUGGACCGCGAGGAGAGCGAAGGCGACGCGCCUUCGAGAAGAUCGACAAAGUUCCCCCCGGUCAAGCCAUCCAUCUCGCGCAACUUCCUCGUCAUGGACAUGCACCUCGAGACGCCACCAUCCGGCGUGUCGGCGGCGGCGUACGAUGUGCCCUUCCGCACGUCCCAGGCCGAUUACGAGUCGUCGGCGGCCGCGGAUUUCCUGGCGCCGUUCAGGGGCCUGCGGGCGGUGCCGGACGAGGUCCGCGACCUGCUCCCGCCGGAAUGCCGGCAGGCGUUCGACAAGGCCAGGGCCAAGGAAGACAGCUGGUUCGAGAGAUGGGGCAACGAGGCCGACGUGACUUCGAGACGUGACCCAGUGGUGGAUAAGGCCAUUGUGCCUUAUUCAAUGACUCUUGCUUGAAGGAGGGAGGGGUUGGGAAGGUUGGGUGAAUGGUUGGUUUGCUAACCUUGCUCCCUUCUUCCUUUGCCCCGUUCCUUAGGUGGUUGCACCCUGGCUCGAGUUCGAGUGGGU